Messenger RNA from Rhodamnia argentea, 2785 nucleotides. RefSeq names its product DDT domain-containing protein DDR4. Gene Ontology annotation, cellular component: RSF complex. The transcript has 12 exons. Gene Ontology annotation, biological process: regulation of DNA-templated transcription. The record is from RefSeq and is a predicted model, not a curated record. The coding region runs from base 249 to 2462 and encodes 737 amino acids. Lineage: Eukaryota; Viridiplantae; Streptophyta; Magnoliopsida; Myrtales; Myrtaceae.
CCCUUCGUCUCUUUCGGCUCAACCCUCCGUCCCUCUCUCUUCUUUCUCUCUCUUCAAAUUUCACUUACAGAAGCAGCAAAAAGUCGCUUCUCGUUCCCCACUCUCCUGUCCCGCGCGCGUGAUGGUCUUCACCUUCUCUCCUCAAUCCCUCCCUCCCUAACCCCUCGACCGAGCUCGACCCCGCCAUGAUCUUCGCCGCCUAAUCCCGGCCCUAACUUCCCUAAACCCUCCCCCGAUCUCCCCCAACCAUGUCCUCGGAACCGCCCCCUCCGAUCCCCUCCGACCGAUCCUCCCCCGACCACCCUCCUCCGCGGGCCGAGAACCUGGCCUCCGGCGCGGACGCGGCCCCGAACGCCAGGGGCGACGGCGGGAGCAAGGGGCAGGGAGACGAGGCGAAGAACGGCACGGUCGUGGUCCCCACCAGGAGCGGGAGGCCGGCGCGGGCGUGCGCAAUUAGGGCUGCCUCCAGGCUCCAGGCUGCGCAGCAGCUGCAGCAGCAGGGCCCGGCGGAGAGGAGGCCUAAGGCUGCGAAGAAGGAGGAGCGCGAGCGGUGCGAGGAUGAGUCGCCAACGCAAUGUGCCAGCAGCAGAAUUGUCACACCGCUUGUGGCUGCUCCGGAGGCGGCCCAGCUGCCUCGGUGGAGCCUCCGGUCCAUGUGGGAAUUGGCUUCGAUACUUAAUUUUUUGCAUGUUUUUAGACCUUUGUUGAAUAUCUCGGUGGAGUUUUCUGCGGAAGAGUUUGAAACGGCUUUGCUCACACCCAAUGACACAUUGGGGGAUAUACACAUGCCUCUCUUGAAGGCAAUCCCUCCUAUUACAAGGAUGGCACUUACACGUGAUACCUGGGUUACCGUCUUGUGCAGAAAGUUGAGAGACUGGUGGCAUUGGGUUGCAGAAGGGGAGUUACCCAUUGUUGCGGCACAUGGGACUGAGGUUGAACUUUAUAAAUCUCUUGACCCCGGGGUCCGUGUGGUGAUCCUGAAAGCAUUAUGUGACAUUCGUGUAGAGCAAGAAGAUAUCCGGAGCUUCAUUGAAAAUUCAAUGAAGCAUGGCAUUCACCUUUCAGCUUUCCGUAAGGAGCGAAUUGGAGGAGAUUCAAAUGGAAUCCAUUAUUGGUAUGAAGAUGAUCCAAUAAUUGGUCAUCGACUUUACAGGGAGAUAAGGAAAGUUGAGGUUAAACGAGCAAAGGCUAGGGGUUCCCAGGUCAUCCCCAUUGCAUCAUACCAGUGGGAAACAGUUGCAACCAAUUUGGAUGAAUUUCAAGAUGUAUCCGAGAAGCUUUUCUCCAGUAAAAACAGGACAGAGGUGUCGUUGGGGAAAAAGUUGAAGAUAGACAUGCUUCCCGAGAUUGAAAGAGUUCACAAGAGGAAAGAGAGACUGCUUAAAAAGCAACACAGAGAAGCUCUUCUGCUUGAUAAUUUCUUGAACAUGGAUGGGCUUGCUCCUGGACGCUCCCUUCGUGAUAGGAAACCUGUCACCUAUACUUUCGAUGAUUAUGACCGAUCGAUCAACGAGGCUAUCAAGAUAACCAAGCGUAAGCAGCCUUCACCGGAACCUAUUAACAGAAGAGAAGGUGCUUUCAUCAAACCUGAAGCUUCUACAAAUGGCAAAUGGAGCGAACUCUUGCAUGCCUCUCCGUACACUGGUUUUAGCGCCGUAUCUCCUGGGUCACCUGAUUUUGAUGACAUUGAUGACGAUCAAAAACCCGAAAACUUGGACCGAAGACAAAGACGGAGGCCUGAGAGAUAUUCGGAGAAAGACUUUGUUGAAGCAAUAUCAGAUAAUGAGGCUGACUUUGACAGUGAUGAUGAUAUUGUUGGAGAAGCUGUUUAUGACGAGGAGUAUCUCAGGAAACGCAAACAGAGAAGGGUGUCCAGUAGCUCCGAGGGAGAUGAGGAGUAUCGUUGGGAUGAAGAAAAUCCAGAAGAAGAAGAGGAGGAAGAGGAAGAGGAACAUUCCUUGGGUAUGAGUGAUGAGGAAAGCGAUGAGCCUCGAAUGACUAAGAAAUUGCCUGGGCGUACGCGAAGGGAAACCAAAUUAAGAUCGGUGGUUGAACUCCAGUCAGGUCUGAGACGUAGUAAAAGGGCGACGAGGAAUCGUAUAAACUAUCGACAGUAUGAGCUCUCAGAAUCUGAAACGGAGACUGCAAAACCUGACAAGUGGCUUGCAUCCAAUGAGCAAUCAGAAGCAACUGAGAGUGAGGGGUAUUCAAUGGAAAGUCAAGAUUCAGAAAUGAAUGGCAAUGAGCAGGAACUCAAAGUCAAUCGUCCUGUUGCAAAUCACCCCGAUACAGCAGAAAAAGAAGAUAUUCAGCCUGCUGAGAGAAUUGAGAGCCCAAGCCAAGAGGAAGUUGCUGAUCAACCAAAAAGACGUUUUCUUGACCUCAAUGAGCUUGCUCCUGGUUCAGGCUUUGAUGAUGGUCCUAACCCUGAAACGAAGGAUGAUGAUGAAGAUGAUAUGUAAAGCUCCCACAAGGUUAGUAAUACUUUCUGAUGGAAGCUCAUUGUACCAUCUGAGGUGCUAUAAAUUUUGUAACGAGCCUGCAGAGGAAGUUAUGAUCGGAUUUUCUCUUAUGGCGUAGCCGAAGCAGCUGCCACAGUGAGCACUUGCUUUGCCAGCCAGUGGGAUCGCACUGUAGGGAGCUAUGUAGAUUAGAUAGUCAUUUUUUAGUAUGGCCACUCUGAAAAAUCCAUAGGAUGGAUUGGGAUUUGUUGGGAGACGUUGACUCGGCCCAAUCGAUGUACAAUAACAUCUAACUUAUAUGUGAAAGGUGUCGCUUUGAUGUU